Messenger RNA from Thyridium curvatum, 711 nucleotides. RefSeq lists its product as uncharacterized. Gene Ontology annotation, biological process: DNA-templated transcription. Gene Ontology annotation, molecular function: DNA binding; zinc ion binding. Lineage: Eukaryota; Fungi; Ascomycota; Sordariomycetes; Thyridiales; Thyridiaceae. Bases 1 to 711 code for a protein of 236 amino acids. The record is from RefSeq and is a predicted model, not a curated record. The transcript has a single exon.
AUGAGCGACGAAAUUCCUCUCCAGAGUACGGGCGACUUGCAAUCACUUUGCAGGAACAUAUACCCUGUUCUAUUUGACACUGAGAAGACGAGCUGGACCCUUGAAGAGCUGAAACACGCUGCGCGCGAAGAUCAAAAAUCGCCUGAAGGCUUCACCUCUCUCGUCCACAAGGACGUCUUUCAAUACAUGCUCGCAAACACCUACGACGAGGUCGCGGCGCUCUGCCCCAUCUUCGAUCUUGCGACGCUAAAAAAGCUCACCAAAGAACAGCAAUCUUUGAGUGUCACUCAUCCGUCCGGCAACCCCGCUCGAUGGGCUAUCUUGAGCACCUGGAUUGCUGUGGCUCUCCGUUUCAGAGCGGCCGGAGGAUCAGAAGGCGAAUACUCCCACGUCAUCAAGAGCUACUAUUGUAAUGCGACGUUGGUCCUCUCAGAUCUCAUAUUACAAAACACGACGCUCCAAAAUAUCCAGUCGUUGCUGUUCAUGGCUAUAUUGGCAGAAGUCCUCGGGGACCACCGAUCAUUUGUGAUGCUGGUCACCAAUGCUGCCCGGCAGAUGGAAUUGGUGGCCAGGACUCCUCCGACGAUGCUUAGCAGUGAAGCAAGAGAGCUGUAUGAGCGGCUGCUCAGCUUCUCGCAGAUCCUCGACAGAAAGGUGGCCCGGGAUCACAGUCUCGUGGCGAUUUUGGCGCCCAAGGACGUUACAACAUGA